GUUGAAAAUGGAGCUGAUGGUGGCCAAGAUGAUAUUCUAAAUCAAAGUGACCAUUCUCUUCCCACAAUCGCCCAUGAAGGCGUUGAAGGGAAGACUAUCAGCACCAUUCAGGAGGCCGUCAGAGCUCUUGGACCUAGCAGUAUCAAGUAUUUUCCGUUUUCAAGGAUCAUCCGAAGCUCUAUUAAGAUGAUUAAACAAACCGAUAAUAGUCCAUGUGAAGGUCUGACAAUUAGCAAACAAAAUAGUGAUAAAUUAUCCUCGUAUGAAGCAUUACUUAAGUACUAUGGAAAGUAUCACAUCCAGAGUAUCAUUAAGCUGAACCUCCAAAACAUGUCUACUUAUGAACAGCUUCAGAAGGUAGUUGACCUGAAGAAGAUGUACUCCAAGAAAGAUUGGCUGAACAAUAAGAAGGAAAAAGGACAAUCUUUUCAGGAAUUUGUGAGGACUAAGAGCAGGAACAGGGUCUCCAAGAAUAAGAAUGUUGUCUACAUCAUGUGUAUGGACAAUGAUAUCCCCGAUGAUGCUCUUGAGAAACUCCAAAAGUACUGUGCUGCUUUCUUCCAUGGGCUCGAUGUGAAGAUUAUACAAGAGAGGAUUGAUGUUCCCACCAGUUUGAAGAAAUUUAAUAUUACGUCUCGAAAAAGGAAAGAUACGAAUAAAGUUCAGUAUUUAGCAACAGACUUGCUAGAUCUCCUGAUGGAGAAAUAUAUUCCUGAAGACGCCUACUGAAUCAUUGGCAUCAUCAACAAGGACUUGUACCCGAAGCCUAACUGGACAUUCGUCUUUGGAUGUGCCAGAGUCAGGAAAAGAACAGGUGUUUUCUCUUUUGCAAGAUAUGACCCAGAAUUUGAGAAGCCUAGCAACAAGUAUAAUCCUAAGAGCAGAGAUUCUAUUAGUGAGAAGGAUGAAGAGACAAGAAAGCUCAUCCUUCACAGAGCUUGUAAGACUAUUACACAUGAAAUCGUUCACAUGUUCGGAGUAAGACACUGUAUUGUCAACGAAUGCUUGAUGAAUGGCACUAAUCGUAUGCAAGAAGGCGACUUAAAGCCCUUCCUUCUUUGUCCAGUCUGAUUAAGAAAACUGCACUAUGCUAUAGGAUUUGAUAUCAAGGAGCGGUAUAUCCAUCUCGGGUCUGUCCUAGAGACUGAUUUCCAAGAAAAUGAUCAUUUCGUAGCUCACCUCGAAAUGCUUGAUUAUAUCAUUCAAAAUACUGUAGAACCAAGAUCUAGCUCCAAAGGAAUCCUUGAAGAAGAAGUUGAAGAACAGUGCCAAGAAUUCAUUAAGAAGAUAGAGUUAGGAGAUGAAGCCUCAAGACUUGAAUCUCAGAUCGAAAACUCUCAUGAGAGGCUGGACAAACUUGAAGAUGAUAUGGUUCCGCCUAAUGAUAUGGUAUUGUAUGGCAUCAAGAGGAAAGCUCGCUUGUUACAGAGGCCUAAGAAAAACAAAGCUAAGAAAACUCAAACAACUUGUUGUUGCAAGUGAACUAUCUUUUAAGAUCUGUGCCUGAGUUUGCCAUA
Molecule: messenger RNA, 1517 nt
Organism: Moneuplotes crassus
Lineage: Eukaryota; Ciliophora; Spirotrichea; Euplotida; Euplotidae
Source: the annotation of a GenBank genome assembly